CGUAAUCGCUCUAUGGGUCAUUCAAGAGCGCAUAGUAGCAACUGUAGCAAGUGCUGGCAGGUGCUUGCAGUGAGCUGCAGUGCUGCAGUCGUUGCUAGUCGUUGCGCGCCGGUCAGCGGACGUGGGUUGCAGCAAGUGUAUCGAAGGGAGGUUUUUUCGAAAGCGCGAAUCAGCUAAUCGACCAUGUGUUCCACGAAGACACCGCGGAUUCUCUCAAUCCAGAGUCACGUAGUAUCAGGCUACGUCGGCAAUAAAAGUGCUACCUUCCCGUUGCAGUUGUUAGGUUUUGAGGUUGAUGCAAUCAAUUCUGUACAAUUGUCCAAUCAUACUGGUUACAAAGUAUUUAAAGGCCAAGUACUCAAUGAUAAAGAUUUGGAGGACCUAGUUGAUGGUUUAGUGCAAAAUGAUUUGAAUAAUUAUACACACUUACUGACUGGAUACAUUGGUUCUGCCUCUUUUCUGAAAAGAGUGGCAUUGCUAGUCACAACUUUGAAAGCCAAAAAUCCAAAUCUCAUGUAUGUUUGUGAUCCUGUUAUGGGUGAUAAUGACAAGCUGUACGUCCCAGAAGCUUUGAAAGAAAUUUAUAAAAAGGAGAUAGUGCCAUUGGCAGAUGUAGUAACUCCAAAUCAGUUUGAAUUAGAAUUACUUACAGAUAACAAAGUUACCAAUAUGAGUGAAUUGCAAAAUGCAAUUAAAAACUUACAUAAGAUUGGACCAAAAACUGUAGCUGUAUCGUCGACUGAGCUCAGCGACAAAUUAACAGCUGUAGUGAGCACCGCAAAAGAUGCUACGUUAAUAAAAGUGGACAUUCCUAAAAUACCAGCGACCUUCACCGGUUCUGGAGAUCUCUUUGCUGCAUUAUUCCUUGCUCAUGUGUAUUUGCAAAGUGACAUGAAAACUACUAUGGAAAAAGCUAUAAAUUCUUUGUAUAGCGUACUGCUUAAUACGUAUGAACAUUCUAAAGUGUAUAUGGAUAAUAAAGCACAACCUGCUAGAAAAAUCGAAUUGCAACUUAUACAAAGCAAGAACAGUAUUGAAAAUCCAGAGAUUCGUCUGUUUGCGGAAUCUUUACAAUAAAGUUAUGAGAAAUUGUUAAAGUUCAAAAGAAAUAGUUCAGAGUUACUUACUAAAAGAAAUGUAAUUUCAACUUUUCUUAAGUAUAUACAUAGUUUAUAUGAAGUUUUCUCCAUAACACUGUUAACGUGUGGCAUAAUAUAAAACAAAGCGACCGAUUCGUUGGCGAGUUUAAUCUCAAUCUAUGUAUAUGCCUCUAAGAUAACACAAAGGAAGGAUAUUUAAAAGGUAUCUAAAAUAGGAUUAUGAGACAUUUUUUACAAUAUUUUUGGAAAUAUGUAUUUAAUACAUCUCUUAUAUUGUCUGGGCUUAAUUUAUUAAAAAGUUUGUUAAGAAGUUUUUUAAGAGGUUGAAAAUUUUAAGAGCUAAUGAUUGAAAGAGCAUAAUAUGAAUGGUAAUCGUUUCGAGCAUUUAUCAAUUAUUCACAGCAUAACCAAAUACUUGUUGAAUAGCAUUUACAAUAAUGGAGAUUUCUCCAUCAAUAAUCACACCUCAAAGACCAAAUGUAUACCAAUGUAUGUCUUCCAAAAUGUAUAUAAUUUAUUUAUAUAUCAUAUGUUAGUUGCAAUAGACACAUAUAAAAUAAUUUUUAUUUUAUAUUGAAAUAAAUCUGAUAUUUUAAAAA
Solenopsis invicta (red fire ant) is the source of this 1699-nucleotide messenger RNA. RefSeq names its product pyridoxal kinase (gene Pdxk). Gene Ontology annotation, biological process: pyridoxal 5'-phosphate salvage. The transcript has 7 exons. Gene Ontology annotation, molecular function: pyridoxal kinase activity. Gene Ontology annotation, cellular component: cytosol. Lineage: Eukaryota; Metazoa; Arthropoda; Insecta; Hymenoptera; Formicidae. The record is from RefSeq and is a predicted model, not a curated record. Bases 184 to 1077 code for a protein of 297 amino acids.